Molecule: messenger RNA, 1584 nt
Organism: Tinamus guttatus (white-throated tinamou)
Lineage: Eukaryota; Metazoa; Chordata; Aves; Tinamiformes; Tinamidae
Source: RefSeq, a predicted model, not a curated record
CACAGGCCAAAGCCAUCUCUAUCCACCUUGGGUGAUGUGAACAAGCAGGGAGAAACAUCAAAAAACAGUAUGACGCUUGACCUGAAUGAUAUUUCACAGUGUGAGGGCAGCAGCAACAAUAGCAGUGUGGUUAUACCGAGUGAAGAGACGGUGUCCACACCGGUGGAUGAGAAAAGUCGACUGGAUGUUAAUGCUGAACUCAAUUCCAGUAUUGAGGAUCUACUUGAGGCCUCCAUGCCAACGAGUGAUGGCACAGUUACAUUCAAGUCUGAAGUUGCAGUGCUUUCUCCUGAGUGGGCAGAAAAUGAUGAUACGUACAAAGACGAUGUAAGUCAUAACCAAAAAUGCAAGGAAAAGAUGGAAGCUGAAGAGGAGGAAGCUUUAGCUAUUGCUAUGGCAAUGUCUGCAUCUCAAGAUGCCCUACCAAUAGUCCCCCAACUACAGGUUGAAAAUGGUGAAGAUAUCAUAAUUAUUCAGCAGGAGACACCAGAAACUCUGCCUGGACAUACCAAAGCAAAGCACCAUUACAGAGAAGAUGUGGAAUGGCUUAAAGGGCAGCAAAUAGGCCUUGGAGCUUUUUCUUCCUGUUACCAAGCUCAAGAUGUAGGAACAGGGACAUUAAUGGCUGUAAAACAGGUGACGUAUGUCCGGAACACAUUGUCUGAGCAAGAAGAGGUAGUUGAAGCACUGAGAGAAGAGAUAAGGAUGAUGAGUCAUCUAAACCAUCCUAACAUUAUUCGAAUGUUGGGUGCUACAUGUGAGAAGAGCAACUAUAAUCUCUUUAUUGAAUGGAUGGCAGGAGGCUCAGUUGCUCAUUUGUUAAGUAAAUAUGGAGCCUUCAAGGAAUCUGUAAUUAUUAAUUAUACAGAACAGCUGUUACGUGGCCUUUCUUAUCUCCAUGAGAAUCAGAUAAUCCAUAGAGAUGUUAAAGGUGCCAAUUUGCUAAUUGACAGCAUGGGUCAUAGAUUACGAAUUGCUGAUUUUGGAGCUGCAGCCAGGCUGGCAUCUAAAGGAACUGGUGCUGGGGAGUUUCAGGGGCAGUUGUUGGGAACAAUUGCAUUUAUGGCACCAGAGGUUCUGAGAGGUCAGCAGUACGGUAGGAGCUGCGACGUGUGGAGCGUUGGCUGCGUUGUGAUAGAAAUGGCUUGUGCUAAACCUCCUUGGAAUGCAGAGAAACACUCCAAUCACCUGGCCCUGAUAUUUAAGAUUGCUAGUGCAACUACUGCUCCGUCAAUCCCUUCACAUCUGUCUCCUGGUUUGAGAGAUGUGACUCUGCGGUGUUUAGAGCUUCAGCCUCAGGACAGACCCCCCUCAAGGGAGCUGCUGAAACACCCUGUCUUCCGUACUGCCUGGUAGCUAAUCGUAUAAUAGGUGGGGUACUGAAGAAGAUGAUACUGAAUAUACAAUACUGUCCUGCAGUGCACUGAAGCACAGCAGCUUGUGUUAUUCUGCUGGCCUUAAUGCUACAUCAAGGACUUAAGGCCAGUGGAGGACUCUACCUAAGUGUGUGAUUGACAAAUCAAGAUCUUUACCUAAGCUCUGUAUGCAACAUUUCACAACUUGAGCAGAAAAAUGUAAACUGUG